GUAAAACGGCGAAGCUGCGCGCGCAUUUACAUUUUUACGACGGAAGUGGAACGGCUGAAACCCGGAGGAAAGCGACAACGGGAGUGAAAACGAAGCGGAAUUAGUCAAUGAGAGGGAGGAGAGAGAGAAAGAGAAGGAGUGUGUGCGACAGGGAGGCUGCUGGACGCUGGGGCCGAGGUGGACGUGGCGGGUCCGGUAGGGGUUUGAUGUGGGUUCCGCUAACGUCGUGUUGACGGCCGAAAAAAAAGCAAUGAACAGGAGCCAGGGGACUCACGGUUGUUCCUAACCCAGGACAGAGGUUGCCGUGGCAGCAGUGACAAUCCCCACUCAGGAACCCCACUUUUAUCUCUGAAAGUAAGGUAUCGUCCUCAUAACGGAAGCUUCGGUCAGACGGUGGACUCGCUUCCACCAGGAUGGCGGAGUUGGAGACAGAAUGCAUCACUUUAGGACUAAAUAAUUUAGUGUCUGAAUGCGGCACUCCUCCGCAUGACCCUUUACACUCGGAUUGUGCCACGCCGACCCUGACCAUGCUGUCGUCAGAAUGUAGCACCCCAACGCUCAGCUCGCUGGCCUCGGAGAUCGUGGAGCCCAUGGCCAUGCUGCCGUGCAUCAAAAGCGAGCCGGACCUGGACCCCAUACGCACCGUGGAUCUGUCAGUGAUCCAGCCCCUGAGCACGGCCGAGCUGGGCUCCGACCAGAUCAAAAUGGAAAUCAGCGGCCUCGACUACAUUAAAUCCGAGCACCACAGUGACCUCCAUUCCUUUCACAGCACGGAGCUGGACUCCUACAAGUCACACUAUGAACCCAGCCUGGUGUUCGAUUACAUUAGCCACGUCUCGGACAGCCUGGAGUACAUCAAGUCGGAGCAUCACUCGGAUCUGCACAGCUACUACGCCAGCGAGCUGGGCACUAUCAAGACCGAGUACGAACCCAUCUUCAUGACCAGCCACAUCAAGACUGAAAUGAAUGGCUUGGAGUCCAUCCACAUGGCGGAGCUGCGCACGGAGCUCAACAAACUCCGGCCGGAAACCCUCAUCGACGGCAUGGGGAAGCUAGACUCUGAUUUCUCCUCCAACACUCUUUACGAACUCACAUCAGUCCAUGCGAACAAAGCGCAGACAGCGCACCACCCAACCAGCACAAAAGGCCACGGGCCGACGCCACGCAAACCUCGUAACCCCACAGGGGAGAAACCGUUCUCUUGCACUCAAUGUGGGAAGAACUUCAGCACCCUGGGGAACCUGAAAACUCACAAGCGCAUCCACACCGGCGAGAGGCCUUACACUUGCUCCCAGUGCGGGAAGAGCUUCGGUCAGGCCGGCAACUUAAAAAGGCACCAGCUCAUCCACACGGGGCAAAAACCUUACACCUGCGCGCACUGCCCGAAGGGUUUCACCAAAGCGGACGACCUCCGCUCGCACCAGCGGCUGCACACAGGCGAAAAGCCUUUCAGCUGCGCUGAGUGCGGCAAGAGCUUCAGUCAAACCAAGGAACUCAAAGCCCACCAGUUGAGCCACACGGGAGAGCGGCCCUUCUGCUGUUCGCUCUGCGGCAAGAGCUUCAGCAAAGAGACGAGUUACCGCAAUCACCAGCAAAUCCACAUGGGCGAGAAGCCGUACAGCUGCUCCCAGUGUGGCAAAUCUUUCAGCAAUUCAGGGGUCCUCAAAACGCACGAGAAGAUUCACUCCGGGGAGCGACCAUUCGGCUGCACCCAGUGCGGCAAGCAUUUCGGUCGCUUGGGACAUCUAAAAGCACACCAGCAGAUCCACACGGGCGAGCGGCCGUACACCUGCCAGCAGUGCGGCAAGAAUUUCAGCCAAUCAGGUCAUCUCAAAGCACACGAGCAGAUCCACAAACGAGAACGGCCCGAUCUUAGCAGUGGCAGCAGUCUCAGUAAUGAUAGUAGCUAAAAGAAACCUCAUUACGUCUCAAAAGUAUUACUCCUUUGUUUGUUUUUUUGUUGUUUUUUUUAUAAAAGCUACAAUAUAUAUAAAUAUAUUAUAAAAUAUAUAUGUUUUCAUACUUUACGUCUCCUCUUCUUUUUCUUACUCUUCUUUUGGGUACAGUCGUGACUGAUUUUCUGAUCUGAAAGUGUCUAUGUUUGGGAUCGGUCAGCUUACAGAGAGUCUUUGUAUCUUGUCUGAUCUGUGUUGUAGUGAGUGCCAUUCUCUAGUUUUCUUUCCUCCAGUAAAAUACUCAGUGUACACGUUUAUUGAUAAUAUGUAAUUCUUCAACCAUGUACUGGAAUGAAUUAUUAAAGAAACUAAUGUUUAAAAACUGA
Danio aesculapii is the source of this 2281-nucleotide messenger RNA. RefSeq lists its product as uncharacterized. The record is from RefSeq and is a predicted model, not a curated record. Bases 414 to 1910 code for a protein of 498 amino acids. Gene Ontology annotation, cellular component: nucleus. The transcript has 2 exons. NCBI's taxonomy places the organism in Eukaryota, Metazoa, Chordata, Actinopteri, Cypriniformes, Danionidae.